Messenger RNA from Colletotrichum navitas, 528 nucleotides. RefSeq lists its product as uncharacterized. The record is from RefSeq and is a predicted model, not a curated record. The transcript has a single exon. NCBI's taxonomy places the organism in Eukaryota, Fungi, Ascomycota, Sordariomycetes, Glomerellales, Glomerellaceae. The coding region runs from base 1 to 528 and encodes 175 amino acids.
AUGGUUCAACAACAGGCUACAGUGCUCUGUUUGACACCAGUUGUAUCCCGAGACGAGGGACCUCGGGCACAGUCCUACCGGCUUCAGCUUUGCGGUCUCAGCCAACCCCCCAUGGUAGCGGUAGGCGCGAGACGCCUCGUUCCUGCUGCCGCUGACCAUAGCUUCGCUUCCAUCUCCCCAACGGCCCUCAUGCGCAUUUGCGUUGCAUUGCAUAUGCAUUUGCCUGUUCUCGGAAGACGGGGUAUACCAUACCAAGUAGUGGCGAUGAGCGAUUGUACCCUCCAUGCUACUACUGCAUUGCCAGAAGGGUAUCAAGAUGCAGGUGGUGGCAAUUGGCUCAACUUUGGAACUUGCAUUGGCGUUCUGGUCUUUGCUGGUGCUUCAAGAACUACUUGGGGUCUCCACCUCCUAGGCUCUCCUACUCUCUGGCCUACGGUUGUCCGCUCAAGGAGACAGAGGGUCUCAAAUAAGCGGUCGCUCUUCACGGGCCUGCACUGCAUCCGUAGAAUGCGAAAAGUGGAAGGCUGA